Molecule: messenger RNA, 705 nt
Organism: Dendronephthya gigantea
Lineage: Eukaryota; Metazoa; Cnidaria; Anthozoa; Malacalcyonacea; Nephtheidae
Exons: 3
Coding region: 1-705 (234 amino acids)
Source: RefSeq, a predicted model, not a curated record
AUGUCUGCUUCUGAAUCUUACUCAGACGACAAUUCGACAUCAUAUGACUCAGAUUCGGAUGUAGUUGAGGACUAUGAGCUCGAAGUGGAAGAAUUUGACUCGCCUUCAGAGCAAGACGAAGGGCUGUCAACCUCGCCGUCAACUCAAGGCCAAGCAGACAUGCCAGACAACCCUAUCAAUAGCGUUGGGGCAGUGGCUGUUGCAUACGAGAAUGAGCCUAUAGCGGAUGAUGAUUGGGUCGAGAAGUACGAAGAAGAAAGAGAGACUGAUAGGAUUCGAUUUGAAACCCUCGAGGAACGUUUAAACGGGACAAUUCCAACAAGUGACUGGUGCAAGUGUAACAACUGUGACACAAGUUUGCUGCAGAAUGUGUAUGAGGCUCAGUGUUGCCAGGAAAUAGACAGAUGCACCAAGGCACUGUGUUCAGAUGAAGUGCUCCAAGAUGUCGAAACACCACCUACUUGUGUGUUACAUCACCCAGGAUUUCGAAUUAAUUGCCUGGAGAAAUGGUCCUUAAGAAUGGCUGCACCAAAAUACAAAACUAAAAGUCGUAGAAGAUAUCGCCAACAAGGAUCAGAAGAAACAUACUUGCAGUCAAUAGCAUACAGAGAAUUUUCUCAGCUUGUUUAUGGAAUACUGGGUCGACUGCGAAUACCCUUACCAGCUUGUGCAUAUAAUGCAAUUCGCAAAAUUUCCAACACAUGA